Salvia splendens (bonfire salvia) is the source of this 787-nucleotide messenger RNA. RefSeq lists its product as uncharacterized. The record is from RefSeq and is a predicted model, not a curated record. NCBI's taxonomy places the organism in Eukaryota, Viridiplantae, Streptophyta, Magnoliopsida, Lamiales, Lamiaceae. Bases 305 to 646 code for a protein of 113 amino acids. The transcript has 3 exons.
AAUAACAAUAUAUCCUUCUUGUUAGUUUCUCUAUGAAUGACAACAACUGAAUAACAUGUUUUCUUUGUUUCUUAUUUGGUCUUUACUUCAUAUAGUUUAUAGUAUCUUAACCUAGAGUUACUUUGUGGAACAAGCAGCUUUUCUCCAAUCAUCUAAUCUUAGAGUUUUUUUUUUAAUCAUAACAUAGUUUACUUCUGAUCUGCUUACUGUCGAGUGCUAAAUAUCAAAGUUUUUGAAGGUUUCAGUUUGCUAUUUGAUUCCUGUCAGGAUGAAGCUUCUCUAGAAUCUGGUCCACCUCAUCGAGAUGGCAAAGAUCGGCCCUCGGAGACAUGAGAAUAGAAAACCUAUCCUAAUUGACGAAAUGCUGCAGCUGAAGGAGUCGUGUUGUAGCUUUCACAAUCAGGAUUAUGAUGAAAAGAUGGAGGAGUUGCAGUCUUAUGUUGAUAUGGUAAAAUGCUGUAUACUUUCUUCAAAGCUUCGAGCCUUUGGCAUUGCCAGUAUGAUAUUACAUGUGAAGAGAUUCACAAGACCUGGUUGUUCCGCAGAAACUUUGGAUGUUGCGUUGAACUGGAUUUGCUCCCUUGUCGACGCACUGUCAGCGAUGUCUUCCAAACAGCAUAAGCAUAUUCUUCACGCGUCACUUUGACAAAACCGGAUAGCACCUUCGCCAUUGCCAAAACCUUACAUAUCCACUUCCUUUCUCUGUCACUAUUCUGGGAUCUUAUAUACCUUAUGGAAUUUUGUGUAAUAAAAACGUGAAUCAUGGAAAUGAAUAAUUCUGUCGUAA